AUGGCAAGACUUGGUGUUGGCCUUUCCUUUUUGGUUAUCUUCCAUAUUCUUCACAUGUUUGGUGCAGCAGACUCCACCAUUGCCAGACACUCAAGCCCCACAGCUUUCAUCAAAGCCGCAUGCAGGGCCACUGAUUAUCCUGCACUGUGUGUUCAAAGCCUUGCAGGCUACGCAAGUGCCAUCAGACAUAGUGAAAGACAGUUAGCUCAAACUGCUUUGACAGUGAGCCUAGCCCGGGUGCGGUCGGCUCAAUCCUAUGUGGCCAAGUUGACUAGAGUCAGGGGGAUCAAGCCUAGGGAGUACAGAGCUGUGAAAGACUGCAUAGAGAACAUGGGUGAUAGCGUCGACCGGCUUGGCCAAUCGGUUAGGGAACUUGGCCAGACCGGUGGAGCCUUUGGCCAGGACUUCAUGUGGCACAUGAGCAAUGUGGAGACUUGGGUUAGUGCUGCUCUCACUGAUGAAAGCACUUGUCUUGAUGGGUUUUCUGGUCGUUUCAUGGAUGGGAAUAUAAAGACAGCUAUAACAAGAAGGAUCAAUAAUGUUGCUCAGGUUACUAGCAAUGCAUUAGCCCUGGUUAAUCGCUUCGCUGCAAAACACAGGGCAGCCUCAGCUGCCAAGCAGCCUUAG
Molecule: messenger RNA, 627 nt
Organism: Prunus armeniaca (apricot)
Lineage: Eukaryota; Viridiplantae; Streptophyta; Magnoliopsida; Rosales; Rosaceae
Source: the annotation of a GenBank genome assembly